This is a messenger RNA of Salarias fasciatus (jewelled blenny), 3110 nucleotides long. RefSeq names its product ring finger protein 11b (gene rnf11b). Lineage: Eukaryota; Metazoa; Chordata; Actinopteri; Blenniiformes; Blenniidae. The transcript has 3 exons. Gene Ontology annotation, molecular function: ubiquitin protein ligase activity. Gene Ontology annotation, cellular component: ubiquitin ligase complex. The record is from RefSeq and is a predicted model, not a curated record. The coding region runs from base 411 to 875 and encodes 154 amino acids. Gene Ontology annotation, biological process: ubiquitin-dependent protein catabolic process.
GCUCCCUGCAAACUGGAAAGUCCCUGACAGCAUAGAGAGGGUUUACUCAGAGAAAAAAGAAAGGAAACUUCGCUUCGCUUUGUCAUUUUCAAUGAAAUGUUUUAAUAUUUUUGCCUGCCCAUUGCGUUAGCAGACAUUAACGCCUGGUUGGUUGUUUGAGGCGGGUCUUUGCUUUGCUCUCCUCCGACUACGAGCUCGGUGUUAGCAUGCUAGCUCUUUGUGUGGCUAGCUGCUAGCCGAGGGAUGUUUUGUUGUUGUUGAACUGAGCAGCCCUCCCGUCGUCUGGGAGAGGAGACUCAUCAGCUGUGUAUGGAAAAACGCCCUCUCGACGCAUUUACAGCCUCUGGCAUAGUCUGUGAAAGUGACUACCGACGCCGACAAAAGGGGGAGUUUGAUUGAAGAAAAGGGAGAUGGGAAACUGCCUAAAAUCUCCCACCUCCGAUGAUAUAUCCCUGCUACAUGAAUCCCAGUCGGAUCGGGCCAGCUACGGAGACGGUACUGACCCCGACCAGGAGCCACCGCCUCCCUAUCAGGAGCAGAUCCACGUGCCUGUCUACCAUCCAACACCCAGCCAAGCUCGCCUGGCCACUCAGCUGACGGAAGAGGAGCAAGUUCGCAUUGCACAACGCAUUGGACUCAUCCAGCACCUCCCGAAGGGUGUGUAUGACCCGGGACGGGAUGGCUCCGAGAAGAAGAUCAGAGAGUGCGUCAUCUGUAUGAUGGACUUUAUAUAUGGCGACCCCAUCCGGUUCCUGCCCUGCAUGCACAUCUACCACAUGGACUGUAUAGACGACUGGCUGAUGAGAUCCUUCACCUGCCCGUCCUGCAUGGAGCCUGUGGACGCCGCACUACUCUCCUCCUAUGAGACCAACUGAUUAAAACACCCCCAGCCCAGACUGGACACACGCACGCACGCACGCAUACACCCAAAUACGUACACAAUUGAUAAUACACACACUUUCCAUCUUGCUCACUUAUAUCCUGGAUUAGUAAGUUGGUGAUAUCAGUGAUCAUGUAAAAGUUCUAGGAUGAAGUGUGUCGUAUUCCUUUGUUGGCCUGCUGGACAGGAUUGCAUCUGGGAAUGGACUGGUGGGUUGAAGGGGGUUUCUGGUCGGGACGAGCACGAGUACGCCGGACCGUGGAAAGGACUGAAAAAUCAGACGGAACAGCGUGAACUUGAACUCGACCGAGGAUAUACAAGUUAAAUUAUAUGGCUUAGAAAUGUUUCAAAGAGUUGCUUCUAAAUAUUCGAUAUGCUCACACUAGUGUAAACACUUCUUUUAUUUUUCUUUUUCUCCUAUUUUGAAACAAGCCUGUGACAGAACACUGGAGAAAGGACACAUGACCGCUGUCCCCAGGCUGCAGAUAGUGUUUGUUGGACUGCCGAUGCCGGAUUACUUAUAACAAAGAAGAAAGAAAUGUCUUUCGGAAGAGCUUCCAGAUGCCUGCUGCUCAGACAUAUCUGCUGUAAGAAUCACUACAUUUGCAGAUAUGUGUCUCAAAAUCUGCUGGGGAUGAACAUCAGAUAUGGAGCAGACUUGAGAUUUAUUCUGCAGGCAUCUUGUUUUCGGCACUCAGGCCUCAAGUUCUCUCUUUGUACAGAUAAUUCCUGAGAAGAAUGGGAUUGGUCAGUGGAUGAAUUGUCUUGUGGCUUUGUGAAACCUGUUUCUUGGUUUGUUUUGCAGUUAGCAUAAGGGCUCUGUUGAAUCAGCGUUUACCAACAACACAGAUGUGACAAACGAAAAUGUCGUUGCCCCCUUUCCACCAAGGCAGUCUUGACACUUGUUUCACAGCCUUUGUUUUUAUUGAAAUUAGCCAAACAGCAAUUCUGGACUUGGAGAACUGGUCCCUGAGUGGCACCAACAUGUGGCUGUCUCACAUCAAGAUCUGCUAAUGUUACCAUCUGAGCCAGCCUCUGCGGUCGAUUCACUUUGCUCUCAGUUCCCUCUGAAAAGUGCACAAACCAGUGCAUUAUCGAGCAAACUGUGAAGCAAGCACUCAAACCUGCAAUUACCGGUACAGUGGUUUGUUGCUCUGAGAGGAAGGUGAGCUUUUCUGUCAAACCACAGGUGUUUCAGUUUUAAUGAACAAGACAUCAGAUGUAGGGCUGUCAAAGAAAACCUCUCUUUACUCACAAGGAAAUAUGCAGAAUUUCUCCUUUCUUCUGCUUUCCAGGAAAAGCUCCUUGCUGGUUUGCCAGUGCAAAACUUACAACAGCAGGCUGUUGUUUUUGGAAAAACCAACUGUCUCCUGGGGCUAUGUCUUUUGGAAAGCAAAGAUGCAUAUGUGUGUGUGUGUACACACACACACACACACACAUAUAUAUAUAUAUAAGAUGUGAUGAGUGAGGUUCACAUGUUGAACCACCUGUGAACAGAAACCAGUAAGAGGAUCGUUUCUGUUGGUGGAAGGGGGGUGAGUGUGUGUUUUAGUCACUAAUUUGACUUAUAAGGAUUUUAUCAUCUUGUGAGAUCUUGUAUUAUUGGCCAAAGCACAGGUAGACCAGUGAUUGAAACUUGCACUUCUUUAGCAGACUUCUGACAAAAAGAAUAUAUACAUUCAUUAGUAUUAUCAAUGUGAAAAAAAUCUGUUUUACUUUGUGAAAAUCCUCAUGACCAUCAUUGAUUUGUUAUGAAGGCUACCAUCUCUAUGGACCAGGAGAGAGGGGGCAUAAUUUAUUACAGAUGACAUUAACCAAACUACUGAUUUACUUUGAUGGUUUGUUGCUCUGUUAAUUUCUAAAGAAAAUCAAAAGCAUUCAGGUCAACCAAAUUUAAAUUAUACAUCAUAUUGAGCUUAUUUCAUGUGUUUGCAUUUAUGAAAUGUCUUCAUCCACAGCUAGAUGUAAAGUAAAUAUUCAAAUUGGCCUGGUGUUGUCAGAGACGUCAGUUAUACAAUUUUGAUUUUGUUUUCAAUUUGGAUGUUUUAUAUUUUUGUCAACUUUCAUUUCUCGAUUUAGGUUGCAUCAAGUUAAGGCCUCAAUGCAAGUGAUCUCUCCAGAUUUUGAAAUGUCUGUUGCCCAAGACACACAGUUCAUUGUAAAAGCACAAAUAAAUACAAUUGCUCAGUUUUUUGUAUUUUUCCCUCUCCUUGCCAGUGUUUGGCUUCUA